AUGGGAGUUCUCAAAAUCUGCAAAAAGUUGAGAUAUGGUUUAAACCCUUACAAAACCCAGUACACUUUUCUUUCUACUGUUUCAAAUGCUACAAAUUGCCGGAUUUCCUCAACUGGGUACUCCUUAUUUCAUCAAAAUUUCAACCCCGAAUCUUCAAGUUCUUAUCUUACAUCGAUAAUCUCAAAUGGGUCGAAUUCAAAUUCUCAAGCUGCUAAGAAUUUGUUGGGUUUUUUGAGGUAUAACUUCAGCUUUAAAAUGUUUUAUAGUUCUUGCAUCAAUUCCUCUGCCAAAACAAUUAGUAAAUUGAUUAAUACUAAACUAUCAAUUGGUGAUAUUAAUUGCAUAAUUGAUAUAAUUAGAGGUGAUGGAAUUGAUAUGGAAUUUAGGUUGAAUUCAAUUGGUUUAAAUCAGAUGAAGUUAAUUCUUGAUGUUUUAUGUUGGUUAAAUAUUUUGGAAGUUCCGGUAUUGCGAUUUUUUACUUGGUUGAAAGAUGCACAUCCAAGUUAUUGUAGAAAUGCAAAUAUAUGUAGUUUGGUUGUUGCCAAUUUUGGCUUUUUGGGUGAUUAUGCUGCUAUGCUUAAAUUAUUGGAAGAUUUUCGGAAUCAGCAGAUUUGCCUUAGUGAAAAGGCGUUCGGGUUUUUGCCCAUUUCGAGUACUAGUGUGGAGAAUGCUAAAAAAUCUAUUACUGAAGUUGUAGAGAUUUUAAAUGAAGUUGGUGGUUCGUGUCGUAAUUCUGGGAUUCAUUCAUUGGUUGAGAUGCUUUGCUCUUUGAAUGAAUUUGAUUUAGCCAAAUAUGUCAUUAAGAUUACCGAGGAGAAGGUGUUGUAUUACAAUGUAUUGGUGAAGCAUAUGUGUAGUAGAGGUCAGUUUAAAGAUGCAUGGAAUCUGUUCGAGGAGAUGAGGCAAUUAAGAUGUGACCCUGAUUGUAGAACCUAUAAUUACGCGAUUAGUAGUUUGUGCAAGCAAGGAAAUAUUGAUGAAGCAUUCUUUGUUCUCCAAGAUAUGCUUAGUAGAAACUGUUCCCCAAACCUAAUUAGUUUUGAAAUACUGAUUCAUUUCGCCUGUAGAUAUGGAAGGUCAGAUCAGGCUGUUAUGUUUUAUGACCUCAUGGUUUCUAGCAAUGUUAAGCCUUAUCUUUCGACUCAUUAUGCUUUCAUCAGAGGCUAUUUCCGUUCCCAACAGUUUGAGAAGGCACAUAGAUAUGUAAUUAGAACUGCUGCAGAGGAUAAAUGCUCGCAUUGCUGGGCGCCGGAAAUUUACAAUGUAUUGGCAAGCCUUCACCUAAAAGAUGGGGAUCUUCUUUUUGCUUACAGACUUCUUGUAGAGAUGCUUGGGAAAGGGCUUAAGCCUAAACAUUCUGUAUUUAUGAGAGUCAAUAAGUGUCUCCACCAGACUGGGCAUGCAAAAUUUGCUGAUUCUUUAAAGGCUCUGUAUGACAGUCGAGUUGUUGGGUGA
Chenopodium quinoa (quinoa) is the source of this 1455-nucleotide messenger RNA. Its product is annotated as pentatricopeptide repeat-containing protein At3g53700, chloroplastic-like. The coding region runs from base 1 to 1455 and encodes 484 amino acids. The record is from RefSeq and is a predicted model, not a curated record. Gene Ontology annotation, molecular function: protein binding. The transcript has a single exon. Lineage: Eukaryota; Viridiplantae; Streptophyta; Magnoliopsida; Caryophyllales; Amaranthaceae.